Messenger RNA from Prorocentrum cordatum, 1505 nucleotides. Lineage: Eukaryota; Dinophyceae; Prorocentrales; Prorocentraceae. The record is from the annotation of a GenBank genome assembly.
GGUGCCCGGGGUCGCCGAAGGGUGCGGACCAAUCUACCUCGAGGGCACCUGCGGGCGGGCGCAUUGCGUACCCGUGGCGCGCCCACAGUACAGGUGCCCGAACAGUGACGAGGCCUCGGGACGCACACCGUGGCGCUGACCCCCCGCGGCGCCUCGGCCCUCGGGCGGUCGCUCCUCGGCGCCCUCUGCGCCGGGGGGGGGGCACGCUGCCAGAGGGCGGCCGCGGAGCGCCGUGGCCGUGAGAGGGGUCCUGCUGGAUCGGGAGGCGGCGUUGGACGAUGACAGAGCCAACAGCGAAUCCAGUAGAAAAAAAACAAGCACUGACGUAAACACUCUUUGUGCUCCUGGCAGUCUCUGUAUCCCCGAGAUGGGCUCGGGUGGGCUCGCCGCCGUGGGGACCCCCAUCAGCGCGAUGCGGUCGAGCAUAAAAACACAGGCGAUGGAUCGCACAAAGGCGAAGAAGCAACACGCUGACGGGCUCUCCACGGCGGCACGUCGCUGGUGCUCUCCUUGUCCCUCCCGGGGGGUAGGGCGAGGAGGAGAAGGCCAGGAGGGUAAGCAGCAGGGUCGGGCGCGCGAUCCGGCGCAGGAGCAGCGGCAACAGGAGGGCGAUGCAGUGGAUGUGCUUCAGAUCUCGGUAUUACUCGACGCCGCGCCGACGAGGCGUGCGCUGAUCACACUGCACAACCGCGUCAGGGCCCGCUGCAAGGAGCGACGACCUGCCACUCAAUCCCUACAACCUGACACCUCAAGCACGGAGCGGGACCCUGACCGGGUAGCGGUUGCCCGACAUGCGGCAACGAGCAGCCGCUGUUCAAAAAAAUACCAUGGCUCCGCCGCCGACUCCGCAGCAAGUCGACCCGUGGCGACCCUGCCACCGCCCGGGCCCGGGCCUGGCGAGACGAGAGGCGCUUUACCACUUGGUGGACUGGUCGAGGACGUAGGCCGCCACGUCGUCGAUGUCGUCGGGGCCAAGCUUGUCGCCGAACGCCGGCAUGGAGCCCUUGCCGUUCGUCACCUGAGUCUUUAUGGCGGCGGCGUUGUAGCCGCCCGUCAGGUACUGCUCGAUGGCCGCCUUCCUCAGGGUCUUCUCCGCCACCACGCUGUUGUUCCCGCCCGCGUGGCACGCCGCGCAGUUGCCCAGGAAGACGCUCUCGCCUGGCUGACUGGUCCGCCGCCAGCGCCGGCCGCCCGCCCAUCACGGCGACCAUCAGCCCGAGGGCGGCCCCAAUGAUGGCCAGCGGGCUCCACGCGGCGCCGCCGCCCGCGGCCGACGCGGCCUCCUCCCGAACGGCGAGGUCGCGGGCGGCGCCCGGGCCGCGGGCGGCGCUCGGGGCGGCCGUGGGCUGCGCGGGGGCCACGAAGCCGCUCGCGCCGUAGAGCGCGAGGGUCGCGGCGGCCAGGAGGCACGCGGGGCGGAACAUGGCGCCGGCGCUGGCGUCCGCUAGCGGCGGCGGAGGCGCACCGGGCUCGGGCUGCUACCACACGCUGCACACAAAACGGCU